UUGUCGCGUCUUCCCUUAUCCCAGACGCGUCUCGUACAACAAUUUUUGAGAUUGCAGGGAAAUUAGAGUUAUAUUUCGAUUUUUAUGGGAUUCAAGUCUGCUGCGAGUUGCCAAUUCUUUCUCCGACAAGAUGGAUUCUCCUGCAUCAAGGCCACUUCCCACUGAAACGCCCAAUGCUGGCGGAAAUGAAUUCGAUGAUCUUGAUGACCUUUUCGAUUAUGAUGCUGGAGAUACGAAUGAUCCUUUCAGCGAGAAAUACGUGGUUCCCGGAAAUAAAGAUAAAGAGAAGGGCAAGGAAUCAGCAGGCAAUACAAAAAGUGGCGCAGGAUUGGGCAUUGAUGAGGAGAUUGAAGUCACCAAAAGGCCUCGAGUUCCCCGAGUGAAACUCGAUGAGCACAAGUACGUUCAAUUGUCUAACAUUCAGACCUUAGGAUACUGAUACGAAUCCUAAGACUCCUAUCUUCUGCAGGGAUACCAAAAUUACGAAAAAAAGCCGCAGAUCAUUUGAAGUUCAAGGGCAAAGGCCAUGAGGUGUGUGUGAUAAAGGUCUUAUAAACAUUGGCUUCAUACUCACAGAAUAAUAGUACUCCGAUGCGGCCCGACUCCUUGCAUUUUACCAACUCUGGCUCGACGAUCUAUUUCCAAAAGCAAAGUUUGCUGACGCAUUAGCCAUGGUUGAAAAGCUAGGCCACAAAAAAAUGAUACAAUCUGCGAGAAUGGACUGGAUUAAUGAGGGGAAACCCAAAUCUUCGGAGCAUGAAGACUCCCUAUUUGACGAAUCAGGACUCCCUCCACGGAAUGAUAAUGAGCGAGGGAGAACGGCAUCAAGGAUAGCACCGAUCUUUGAAAAUGCAGUGCCUACACGCCCCAAAACACCAGUCCUAAAUCAAGAUCCGGAUUUCGAUGAUAUGUAUGAUGCUACUCCAAGGGUCGUGCGACAACAUCCAGUCCCACAGUCGAAUUCGGUGUUUGGUGGAGGAGAUCAUAGUUUAUUGGGUCCUCAAAAGGUCACCACAACUGAGGAAGAUGCGCCGCCAGACGAUGAUCUUGAAGCAUUACUGGCAGAAGCAGAACAGGAAGGCGGCAACGAAGAAAUGCUAGACGAUGAUCUUGAAGCGCUGCUGGCAGCGGAGAACGAUAUGAAUGCCCCUGCUCGCCUUGAAAAACAACACACAGAGAAAUCCGUACAAGCGGACGUCGAUGAUAUAGAUGCUAUGGAAGCUAUGGCUGAUAUGGAUUUUGACAUGGACAUGAACGGAGGAUGGUAAAUAGGUUUUGGCCGGCGUUAAGAUGUACAAUGACAGCAUUAUGGGGCGUUGUGGUAACCUGAUGAUUUAAGCAUUUUGUAUGAAAGUCAUUAUCCCGACAAUCAAACAGCAAGAGGUUGUUUGGAUUCCAUACUCAAACUAGCCCGUUAAAUAAUAUGACAUUGAAUGAUUAAUGACGGGGCUAAUGUAGUCAGCACUAGGUUUUUGGCCGUCAAUCCAUCAAUGAAUGUUUACGGAGUAUGUGUGGAGAAAACAAUAAGAAAUUGGUUUUAAUAU
Messenger RNA from Sclerotinia trifoliorum, 1544 nucleotides. The record is from the annotation of a GenBank genome assembly. Lineage: Eukaryota; Fungi; Ascomycota; Leotiomycetes; Helotiales; Sclerotiniaceae.